This is a messenger RNA of Salvelinus namaycush (lake trout), 4616 nucleotides long. RefSeq names its product sarcoplasmic/endoplasmic reticulum calcium ATPase 2-like. The transcript has 20 exons. Lineage: Eukaryota; Metazoa; Chordata; Actinopteri; Salmoniformes; Salmonidae. The coding region runs from base 374 to 3502 and encodes 1042 amino acids. The record is from RefSeq and is a predicted model, not a curated record. Gene Ontology annotation, molecular function: ATP hydrolysis activity; ATP binding; P-type calcium transporter activity. Gene Ontology annotation, biological process: intracellular calcium ion homeostasis; calcium ion transmembrane transport. Gene Ontology annotation, cellular component: membrane.
UGAGCACUACAGUGUGUUACCACUGAAGCUGAGACGAUAGACCAACGCAAAUCGAGGGUAGCGCAAGGAUUGGACUGGGUGAAUGCAGCCCUCAACAGUGGCGAUUGCGGCAUUCUUUUCCACCAUUUUUGGGGAGAUAAGAGGACACCCAAAGUAACGUCAACAUUCGUCGAAGGGUCAUGUUUCGUUCCAAUUAGCUCGUUCAUAAGGCUAACAAUUUACUAUUCGUAUCAUCAGGCAGUUAUCUGAAUGUAUAUUUCAUAGUUGGCAAGCUGUAUUUUUUUUCUUCUGAAAGUGUUGACUUUUAAAGAGACGGAGGAGGCUGAGUAACGUUAAACGAAAUACAACUGACAUAAGGAGCCGAUAGUCCACCAUGGAUAACGCUCACACAAAGAGUGUUGAAGAAGUUUAUAGCGAUUUUUCUGUCAACGAAAGCACAGGACUUGGUUUGGACCAGGUGAAACGUCAGAAGGAGAAAUGGGGCUCGAACGAGCUACCUGCUGAAGAAGGGAAGUCUCUAUGGGAGCUUGUUGUUGAACAGUUUGAAGAUUUACUUGUAAGAAUUCUUCUGCUGGCAGCUUGCAUAUCUUUUGUCUUGGCCUUAUUCGAGGAUGGAGAAGAAACAAUCACAGCGUUUGUGGAGCCUUUUGUAAUCUUACUCAUUCUUAUAGCCAAUGCCAUAGUGGGUGUGUGGCAGGAACGCAAUGCUGAGGAUGCCAUUGAAGCCCUUAAAGAGUACGAGCCUGAGAUGGGCAAGGUCUACCGCCAGGACAGGAAGACCGUUCAGAGGAUCAAGGCCAAAGAAAUCGUGCCUGGAGACAUCGUCGAGGUUGCUGUUGGAGACAAGGUUCCUGCAGACAUCCGUCUUACGUCCAUCAAAUCUACAACACUGAGAGUAGACCAGUCCAUCCUGACCGGCGAGUCGGUCUCUGUCAUCAAGCACACGGACCCAGUGCCUGACCCUCGAGCUGUCAACCAGGACAAGAAGAACAUGCUCUUCUCCGGCACCAACAUCUCGUCUGGCAAGGCUAUUGGUGUGGUGGUGGCCACGGGCGUGAACACUGAGAUUGGUAAGAUCCGUGAUGAGAUGGCAGCCACUGAGCAGGAGAAGACCCCCCUGCAGCAGAAGCUGGAUGAGUUCGGGGAGCAGCUGUCCAAGGUCAUCUCCCUGAUCUGCAUCGCUGUGUGGAUGAUUAACAUCGGCCACUUCAACGACCCCGUCCACGGAGGCUCCUGGAUCCGCGGCGCCGUCUACUACUUCAAGAUCGCCGUGGCCCUGGCCGUGGCCGCCAUCCCCGAGGGUCUGCCUGCUGUCAUCACCACCUGCCUGGCCCUGGGCACCCGCCGCAUGGCCAAGAAGAACGCCAUCGUCCGCAGCCUGCCCUCUGUGGAGACCCUGGGCUGCACCUCUGUCAUCUGCUCCGACAAGACCGGCACCCUCACCACCAACCAGAUGUCUGUCUGCAGGAUGUUCAUCAUUGACCAGGCCGAAGGGAACAGCUGCUCUCUGAAUGAGUUCACCAUCACUGGCUCUACUUACGCCCCUGAAGGAGAAGUGUACCAGGAUGGCAGACUAGUGAAGUCCUCUGCGUAUGAUGGUCUAGUGGAAAUUGCCACCAUCUGUGCCCUGUGCAAUGACUCCUCUCUGGACUUCAAUGAGGCCAAAGGUGUGUAUGAGAAGGUUGGCGAGGCUACAGAGACGGCUCUCACCUGCCUAGUGGAGAAGAUGAAUGCGUUUGACACCGAUGUCAAAGGCCUGACCAAGAUCGACAGGGCCAACGCCUGCAACUCUGUGAUCAUGCAACUGAUGAAGAAGGAAUUCACCCUGGAGUUCUCCAGAGACAGGAAGUCGAUGUCUGUGUACUGCACCCCCAACAAGGCCCGCUCCUCGCUUGGAAAGAUGUUUGUCAAGGGUGCCCCCGAGGGAGUUAUUGACAGAUGUACUCAUGUCAGAGUGGGCACCUGCAAGGUUGCCAUGACCCCGGGCAUCAAAGAGAAGAUCAUGUCUACGAUCCGUGGGUACGGGACGGGGCGUGACACCCUGCGCUGCCUGGCUCUGGCCACCCGGGACACCCCACCCAGGAAGGAGGACAUGGUGCUGGUCGAUUGUGCCCGCUUCGUUGAUUAUGAGUCUGACCUGACCUUUGUGGGCUGCGUUGGCAUGCUGGACCCUCCCAGGACCGAGGUGGCUGCCUCCAUCAAGCUGUGCCGCCUAGCCGGCAUCCGCGUCAUCAUGAUCACCGGCGACAACAAGGGCACUGCUGUGGCCAUCUGCCGCCGUAUCGGCAUCCUGGGUGAGGAAGACGACGUGGACAAAAUGGCGUUCACUGGCCGCGAGUUUGACGACCUGUCCCUUCAGGCCCAACGCGAUGCUGUUAUCAACGCCCGCUGCUUCGCCCGUGUCGAGCCCUCCCACAAGUCCAAGAUCGUUGAGUUCCUGCAGGCCAUGGACGAGAUCACAGCCAUGACUGGUGAUGGAGUGAACGAUGCUCCUGCCUUGAAGAAGGCAGAGAUUGGCAUCGCCAUGGGCUCUGGCACUGCCGUGGCCAAGUCAGCCUCUGAGAUGGUCCUGGCCGAUGACAACUUUUCUUCCAUCGUGGCGGCUGUGGAGGAGGGCAGGGCCAUCUACAACAACAUGAAACAGUUCAUCCGCUACCUCAUCUCCUCCAACGUGGGAGAGGUCGUCUGUAUCUUCCUGACGGCUGCUCUGGGCUUCCCUGAGGCUCUGAUCCCCGUUCAGCUGCUGUGGGUCAACCUGGUGACAGAUGGUCUCCCUGCCACCGCACUGGGCUUCAACCCCCCCGACCUGGACAUCAUGAACAAGCCCCCCCGCAGUGCCAAGGAGCCCCUCAUCUCUGGAUGGCUCUUCUUCAGAUACCUGGCCAUCGGAUGCUAUGUGGGAGCUGCCACAGUGGGAGCCGCUACCUGGUGGUUCGUGGCUGCUGAGGAUGGCCCUAUGAUCUCUCUGUACCAGCUGAGCCACUUCCUGCAGUGUUCCCCUGACAACCCUGACUUCUCAGACCUGGAGUGUCAUGUGUUUGAGUCCCCCUACCCCAUGACCAUGGCCCUGUCUGUGCUUGUCACCAUUGAGAUGUGCAAUGCCCUUAACAGCCUGUCAGAGAACCAGUCCCUGCUGCGUAUGCCUCCCUGGGAGAACAUCUGGCUGCUGGGGGCCAUCUGCCUCUCCAUGUCCCUCCACUUCCUCAUCCUCUAUGUGGAGCCACUGCCCGUCAUCUUCCAGAUCACCCCUCUGGACCUGACCCAGUGGCUGGUGGUGCUGAAGAUCUCCCUGCCCGUCAUCCUGCUGGAUGAGCUCCUAAAGUUCGUGGCCAGGAACUACCUGGAACCCGGUAACCAGCCAGAGUCUAAGUCAGCCAGCAAAGGCUGGUCCCUCUCUGCAUGCACAGAGGGCAUCUCCUGGCCCUUUGUGGGCAUCACCCUCCCCCUGGUGCUGUGGCUCUACAGCAUCGACACUAACGUGUCUGCCCUGUUCUGGUCCUGACUACACCACACAACCCUCCCAGUGCACCAGUGUGAGUGGAGAUUAACACACGUCUAACAAAAUCCCCCAUUAACCAGGAUCAACUACAACAACCACAUCAACUGCAGUGAAAGCUCAAGUCAACAUUUGUACCUGUGUUGAUGACAGAUGUAAUCUGUGAGCCCUCUGCUGGUUCGUCUCCAGGACAUUUUCACCAUUCCGCUUUUGGUUUGUCAUUUGUCCAUGUCUUUAAUUUAAUAUCAAGCUUUUGGUUAUUUUUUUGCUCCCCAUUUUUUUGAACAGGCAUAAAAAAAAUAUGCUAAUUAGGAGCUGUCUGUGUACAGAGAAUUAACACUAUUUUAUCAAAAUUAAGAUUUUUGUAGCUUUGGGAAGGCGUGGGGGGGGGGCAGCCAGGUGAUUUAAGGGGAGUGCACAGAACUCAAACGUUUCUCUUGUUUUCAGUGUGAACUUUGACCUCUAAAGAACUUGUAGAUAAGUAUGCUGUGCCAUAACUGUAAGGACCAUCAUUUGCACUGAAUCAGAAGUCUGUACCAAAACUGCAUGUAUUCUGCCCAGGCAUGAAUAACGGGGAUUUCUUCACCAAAUUAAUGAUUGUUCGUUCCCCUGUUUGAGCUCCUCCAUUUGCUUUUUUUGUGUUUAUUUUCUGCUCUAGUCAGAGCACAGCUACCUCAAUGCUAUUGAUAUCACAAUUGAUUACUACCUGUGUUCCUCAGUAAGCUUUUCAUAAACAUUGUCAUAUUGAGUGUUGAGGUAUGCGCCAUUUCGCUUGUGAAUAAGGAAAUCUAGAGCCCUCAUUUGCCUUUUAUGUUGCUUUUUUAAAGUUUAAUCUGUGUUUUGAUGUUCCUUGAGGGAGGUUAGGGUUAGGACAAAUAUAUAAUAUGUUACCUUAGUUCAAUUCAAAGCAGUUUUUUGUAAUAUAGACAAGCCUGUCGUUAAACACGUUUACUUGAACACAACAUAUUCUGUCUUUUCAUUAAGGUUCACUUUUUUAAAUGUUUGGUCUUCAUUUAUGGACACUGUAGUGUCUUUAUUACAAUAAUUAUAUAGAUUAAGUAUUGUGCAUAUACUGUACUUGAAUAUGUAUAAACACACCAAGUGGUGGAUUUUCUUAUCA